This is a messenger RNA of Miniopterus natalensis, 3720 nucleotides long. NCBI's taxonomy places the organism in Eukaryota, Metazoa, Chordata, Mammalia, Chiroptera, Miniopteridae. The record is from RefSeq and is a predicted model, not a curated record.
ACAUUUAUAAGUGUAAAGGAUGUAGCAUCACCCCAAGGGGUUAAAAAGUCUCAGGUAUGAUGGUUUGUGGCCUUUCCAAGCUCAACAGACAAAAGUGUUGUUCCUUAGCAUCUAAUUUCUCUCAUUGAAUUUUCUUGAGUCUCAUACUGGCAGCAUUGACAUUUGAGUUCACAAAAUAUAUGCAUCAUCUGUGCCACAGAACUGGAGCAGAUGGCUGUGAUUGGAGGACUUUUCCUUGAUCAGGUCCUUCAUCUCUUAAGUCACAUCAAAACAGGUGGUUUGUGUGUGUUUGUUGGCUGCCCGUAGCCACCCCUGUUUUAGCUAUUACAAAGCCAGAUGUCAAUGGUAGUAACUGUAGAGGUGCUUCUGAAUCAUUUCCUUGUCUGCUUCAGUACCAGUAGUUUCCUAGAAGAUUGGUAGUGUAGCUGUCUUCUGUAAUUUUUCUACACCAGUGAGCAGGUUUGUGUUUUCUUUGUUUAGGCUGCGAGAAGACCUUCAUCACGGUUAGUGCUCUGUUUUCCCAUAACCGUGCCCACUUCAGAGAACAGGAGCUCUUUUCUUGCUCCUUUCCUGGCUGCAGCAAACAGUACGACAAAGCCUGUCGCCUGAAAAUACACCUGAGAAGUCAUACAGGUGAAAGACCUUUUAUUUGUGACUCUGACAGUUGUGGCUGGACCUUUACCAGCAUGUCUAAACUCCUGAGGCACAAAAGGAAACAUGAUGAUGAUCGGAGGUUUACCUGCCCUGUUGAAGGCUGUGGGAAGUCAUUCACGAGAGCAGAGCACCUGAAAGGUCACAGCAUCACCCACCUGGGCACAAAGCCAUUCGAGUGUCCUGUGGAAGGGUGCUGUGCCAGGUUCUCUGCUCGUAGCAGUCUGUACAUUCACUCCAAGAAACACCUGCAGGAUGUGGUUGCUCCAAAAAGCCGUUGCCCAGUCUCCAGCUGUAAUAGACUCUUCACCUCCAAGCACAGCAUGAAGGCACAUGUGGUCAGGCAGCACAGCCGGCGCGCAGAUCUCUUCCCUCAGCUAGGAGCUCCGAGUUCUCUCCCACUCAGAGGUGAACUCAGCAGCCCAGGCCAAAGCGAGCUCAACAACAUAGACCUGGCGGCGCUCUUCUCUGAUGCACCUGCUGAUGGUAGUGGUGCAGCAGGGGCCUCGGACGAGGCGCUGACCUCUGGAAUCCUGACUAUUGACGUGACUUCUGUGAACUCCUCUCUCAGAGGGAACCUUCCUAAUAGUAGUUCCUUAGGGCCGAUGGACCCGCUGGUUUUGGUGGCCCACAGUGACAUUCCUCCAAGCUUGGACAGCCCUCUUGUUCUCGGGACAGCAGGCACAGUUCUUCAGCAAAGCAACUUCAGUAUGGAUGAUGUGCAGACUGUGAGUACAGGAGCAUUAGGCUGUCUGGUAGCUCUGCCUGUGAAGAACUUGAGUCAGGACCCACAGGCUUUGACCUCCAGCAGCAGUUUACCAGCAGACACCACCACACUGACCUCUUCAAGCACCCCACCGGGAAACACCAGUGCCCCAGAACUGCUGGCUUCAAUCAAAGUGGAACCAGACUCGCCUCCUGGCCCCGAUGCUGUCCGGCAGCAAGAACGAAACAGAGAGGUGCCCCGGCCUGUGUUUUCCAGCCUUCCAGAAAAGCACAGUCCUCAGAAAGACACAGGCCUCAGUGCAGGGACUGGCAACUUCUAUUUGCUGUGUGACGUUGGGCUGCCUCGAUUCUCUGAGCACAGAUGGUGUGUGGUGAAUGGGUUACAGGAAAGUGGGGGCUCAGCAAGAACUGAUUUCCGAGCCAUUCAACUAGCCAAGAAAAAAAAGCAGAGAGGAACUGGGAGCAAUGCAGGAGCCUCAGGGUCUUCUCAGAGAAAAAUGAAAGGUGGCAAAGUCAGUCCUACUCACUUGUAUGCAAGCCAGAGCGGUUGGUUGUGUGGGAACCUUGUGGUGCCCGGCGGAGGUCUGCCAGGACCAGCUCCAGCAGCUGGGGUGCAGUGUGUUCAGGUCCAGUUACUGCAGGACGGCCCCUCAGGUGAAGGAGUCUUGCCAUUGGUGCUCAGCCCACAGCCUUCCGCCUCCCACCCCCUGUUCGCCAUUGGUUUGCCUGUCUAUGUCCUCCAGGAGGUGCUUCCUGCAGCUGGAGGAGCUACUGGGCCUGAGGACACACACCACACCGGCAGCACUAUCAACCUACAGGACCUGCAGUGAAAGCAGCCCUCUUACCUGUGGGACGCAAGGGCGACACCUGCAGUCUGUGUCCCCGUGAGACUGUUACAUGAUCUUGCAGGCCUGGCUGAGAAUCCACUUGGUUUCUGUUCAGAGACUUUUGGAUACACAUAUUGAAAAUGGUUUUUCUUACAUUCUAUCAGGAACUAGUUAGGGGCUGUAUUAUAUAAAACUGCCUUGUCCAAGAAACGUGCUUCAGUGAGGCAAGGAUUGCCUUCCUAGCAAAGCACGCCCCUCUUCUGUACUUGUGCCUAAGCGUGCACAUCCCUUGUCCUAUUUGAUCUGAGCCAUGGAGCACCAGUUGCAUUUAAAAAUACAGACUUGUGCAGGAAAUGGAGUACAGGUCCCCUAGUCAAAUACAGCUCUAUCUGUAGUGAAACCAGAUGGGGUCUUUCAGUUUUGGUGUUUCAGCAUUUGCCCUGAGAGGGAUUUAAAACCCUGUUUUCUCUUUCUGAGAGCUAUUUCCCAACCCCUUGAAUGGUGCGCGUAGUCGGGUUGAUUUUGUCACACCAUGGGGCAGAAAUGGGCUUGUUGUCACAGGAAGCCAAAUUCUAAUCUAUGUUCUGGCAGACCAGGCAGGCUGCUGGUGUGAGAAAAAUACUGAAAGUGAGGUGGACACAUCGGGGGCUCUGUUCACAAGACCCUCUGUGUAAACUGAAUCUCGAGCUCAUAGUUUGGGGAUGGUAGAGUUAAAACAUUCAAAAUAAUUUUUCUAAAUUCUGUAUUUGGGUACUAAUGUUUAAUAGUUAUUUGACAAUUGUUUAAAAGUAAUGUUCUGAGUACUAUAAAGAAUGUGCAGGACUGUAAUGAUGGCAUGUGUAUGUUUUUGUUGAGGUUGAAGAUGUGCAUAUCAUAUGUCACCACAUAUUUUACAGAGUAACUUCUGUCUUGCAAAAGGAGACGAGUUGAUAACCUUGCACAUAUUUAUUUGUUAAUUGGUUAGUGGACUGGACACGGUCACUCAGAAAUGCUGUUUUUGCCUUAUGUCUUUUGAAGUGUGUGUUUAUUAAGAUGCUGUUUUGGUUCUCAGACUUGGAAUCAUCCAAACUCUGCCCAUUCUGUGUUUCUUUGUUUCUUGAGUUUUUGGACUUGGGCUCUUGGGAGUGACCCGGCAUUUAAUUGUGAUUCCUCUCUGUCCUGUUCUGAGGUGCCAUCUGCCCCCCCCAAAGGAAUGUAGGCCCCAUUUAUAAAUGGUUCAUACAGAACUCUGUGCUGCGCCACAAACUAAAGUGCUGUGCCUGUCUGGCACCUCAGCGUCCAGGUCCUCCAGAAAUCCCUUCCUUUCCGAGGAGCCAGGCCUAUCUGCCAGGGUGGCCAUACUGCACUGGCCUCCUGAAGGAGGACGUGUUGCUGGCCCUUUCUCCCACACGUCCCCCAAUGAGUGUCCACUACAGUGAUUGGUAAUAGCUGUUAGUUUUCUGGGCACUGAGGUUUCCUGUUGGCAAUGGACCCAACCCCUAGUGCAAAUGAAUAAAAGUUUUUGUAUAGUUACGCA